Messenger RNA from Mycosarcoma maydis (corn smut), 435 nucleotides. RefSeq lists its product as uncharacterized. Lineage: Eukaryota; Fungi; Basidiomycota; Ustilaginomycetes; Ustilaginales. The record is from RefSeq and is a predicted model, not a curated record. The transcript is spliced from 2 exons. The coding region runs from base 1 to 435 and encodes 144 amino acids.
AUGGAUCUGGAGUCGGCAUACAACUGCGGUGCCGAAUUGGAAGCUUGCUUGCCAAGCACCUCAAGAACUGAGGUCAAAGCCGCCGUUCAAAGACAUGCAGCCAGUAGCUUUGCAGCUGCGGAUGUCAGCGAGUUGACAGCGCAGCUGAUAGAAGUUCGAGAAGGACUUGGACAGCUGAACCGCUUGAGCUCUGCAUGUGAUUCCCGAACGAGAAGAAGACGAAGCUGGUGUGCAUAUACAGUACAACAUUCGCGAAUUUCACAACGAGGAAGUUCCAUCGGUGUUCUCAGGAGCGCCUCGCCAAAGCUCCGCUCCUUGCACUUGGCAAAGCGCUUCGGUACAACGCUAGCCAAAGUGGCGCAUCGGUUGCGCAUACGCGCUACACUCCCUGACUCGUCGGGAUGCCUGUCGCCACCUCGUGCUUGGCGCAAGUGA